Cryptomeria japonica (Japanese cedar) is the source of this 492-nucleotide messenger RNA. Its product is annotated as xyloglucan endotransglucosylase protein 1-like. The record is from RefSeq and is a predicted model, not a curated record. The coding region runs from base 1 to 492 and encodes 163 amino acids. Gene Ontology annotation, cellular component: apoplast; cell wall. NCBI's taxonomy places the organism in Eukaryota, Viridiplantae, Streptophyta, Pinopsida, Cupressales, Cupressaceae. The transcript has a single exon. Gene Ontology annotation, biological process: glucan metabolic process. Gene Ontology annotation, molecular function: hydrolase activity, hydrolyzing O-glycosyl compounds; xyloglucan:xyloglucosyl transferase activity.
AUGCUAAAUUUACCCUUACCCCUUCAAUUUAAGUGCUUAACAUCCCUCCGGGCUAAGGCUCUGAAGUAUUACCGUGCCCGUUUCAAUAACAUAAAUUAUUUUGAUGUGAUGGUAUUGAGCAGAUUUUCUUUGGAUGGAACUCCCGUGAGAGUGUUUAAGAACAACGAGAAUGUGGGUGUGGCGUAUCCAAAGAAUCAAGGCAUGAGAAUAUAUUCGAGUCUGUGGAACACAGACGAUUGGGCAACUAGAGGUGGGCUUGUGAAGAUAGACUGGAGCAAAGCCCUCUUCGUCGCCUCAUACCAGAGUUUUAAUGCACAGGUGUGCAGUACUUCUUCCUCUGACUGCUCUGCAAAUGCAUGGUACAAUCAAGCAGCAUUGGAUUCGGGUGAGCAGCAGCAACUUGAAUGGGUGCGCAAGAACUAUAUGGUAUAUGAUUACUGUUCUGACACCAAAAGUUUUCCACUGGGCCUUCCUACUGAAUGCACCCGUUAG